AUGAUGUCCAUGAACAGCAAACAGGCGCACUUCGCCAUGCAUCCUUCGCUACCGGAGCACAAGUACACCACCCUGCAUUCCAGCUCGGAGGCUAUACGGAGAGCCUGUCUACAAACUCCACAGCUGCAAAGCAACAUUUUCGCCAGUUUGGACGAGACGCUUCUGGCCCGGGCCGAGGCUCUGGCGGCAGUGGACAUCGCCGUGUCCCAGGGCAAGACGCACCCGUUCAAACCCGACGCCACGUACCACACCAUGAGCACCGUCCCGUGCUCGUCGACGUCCACGGUGCCACUGGCCCACCAUCACCACCACCAUCAUCACCAUCACCACCAGAACUUGGAACCGCCGGAAUUAAUGGACCACAUCAGCUCGCCCUCUCUCGCCCUCAUGUCCAGCGCGCACGACGGGGCCGGGGGUGGAGGCGGCGGCGGCGGCGGUGGCGGCGGAGGGCUGAUCUCCACCUCCGCCGCACCCACACACGCGCACGCACACUCGCACAUGCACGGCUUGAGCCACCUCUCGCACCAGGCGGCCAUGAGCAUGAACUCGCCUCUCACCCACCACGGCCUCUUACCGGGUCACCACGGGGGAAGCCAAGUCGGCCCCGGGCUGACGGGCGGCGGGCUGCCGUCCAUAAAUGACUCGGACACGGACCCCAGGGAGCUGGAGGCCUUCGCGGAGCGCUUCAAGCAGCGGAGGAUCAAACUGGGGGUGACCCAGGCGGACGUGGGCGGCGCGCUGGCUAAUCUGAAAAUCCCCGGCGUGGGAUCGCUGAGCCAAAGUACAAUUUGUCGAUUCGAGUCGUUGACUCUGUCCCACAACAAUAUGAUCGCGCUCAAACCCAUCCUCCAGGCGUGGCUGGAGGAGGCCGAGGGGGCCCAAAGGGAGAAAAUGAGCAAACCGGAUAUUUUCAACGGAGGGGAAAAGAAACGCAAGAGGACCUCGAUAGCUGCCCCGGAGAAGAGGUCCUUGGAGGCGUACUUCGCCGUGCAGCCGCGACCCUCUUCAGAGAAAAUAGCAGCCAUUGCGGAGAAAUUAGACUUGAAAAAGAACGUGGUGCGAGUGUGGUUUUGCAACCAAAGACAGAAGCAGAAAAGGUUGAAAUUUUCCGCCGCCCACUGA
Molecule: messenger RNA, 1122 nt
Organism: Nerophis lumbriciformis (worm pipefish)
Lineage: Eukaryota; Metazoa; Chordata; Actinopteri; Syngnathiformes; Syngnathidae
Source: RefSeq, a predicted model, not a curated record